GUAUCGAUAAAAGCACGUAGCACUUUGACAAGCUGCACUUUGAUUUUAAAACCAAGCGAAAUGAACCCCAUCCUGAACACCCUUAGCCAGACCAUGACCGUGGAGGCCAUAGCGAUCAUCAAGGCCAAGCGACUGGCCAUGAAAAAGGGCGUCGAUGCGGCCGGCAGGCAGAAAAGGGCGCUGCAGCGGGAGAAUAACCGCCGGGUGGACGACGUCCAGGCGGAGCUGUGCAGGCGGGCCAUGGAGCGGGAGCGGUCGUACCGCGUGUUCGAGGAGCAGCUGCUGGGCGAGAGGAAGAUGACGGCUGCCCAGGAGUACCUCCAUCUGGUCUACGACUCGAAGAGGCGCUGCAUGCACUCCACGUUGCGGGAGUCCACGCCGAUGGUGGUGAGGGAAGUGCCGGUGGUGGCGACCCAGCGGAAGAGCUUGACAGUGCCGCUCAGGGAGCAGUCCAAGUACAAUCGCUAUGGCCAGGAGAGGUACCUCAAGGAACAGCAGGAGUUCGGCAUCAAUCCGCGGGGCAGCCACUUGGAGAAGGCGGCGGCAAGAGGCAAGCAGCUCAAGAGGAGCCGUUCCUUGGGUGGCCCAAGCACUCCCAUGACCAAGAAAGCCACCAUUGGACGUCAGCCCUCGAGGCUGUUCUCCCGGAUGCCCAUCAUUGUGGUUCCGGCUGCUCUGACCAGCCUGAUCACCCUGUUCAAUGCCAAGGAACUGCUCCAGGAGAUGCGCUACGUGCCCGUGAAACAAGCCCGCCGGCUGCUGCAUCACAGCCAGCAUCCGGAGAAGGUCAUAGUCGAGCAUCGAUUCCAGGGCGAGCUGGUGAGCUACCGGGUCAUCGACAACGUGACCCGCCUGACCCCCGACGAGUGGCAGCGAGUGGCCGCGGUGUUCGCCUUGGGACCCCACUGGCAAUUCAAGGGCUGGCCCCAGGGCGCUGACCCCGCCGCCAUCUUCCACCAGGUGUGCGCCUUCCAUCUGCACUUCAAGGAUACGCCGGUGUGCAAGGAGCUGGGCAACUUCCAGGUCCACCCACUGGCCCUCUCGCCCAACGAGCGGCACUCCGACUGCGGCAUCCUGAUGGAGUUCUGGAACAAACUGGACCACCACAUGGCCGUCCGGGCCCGUCAGUUUGCGUUUGUCAGGCAGAAGUAGGGUGCUCCUGCUUACUUUCCCCCUGGCGCUCAUGCAACACGAGUAGAUGCCAGAUAAGCGGGGAAAUCAAUAAGUGAAAUUGAAUAAGCCAGAACAAAGGACGAAGGACAAAGACACACACACGCACACGCACACACACAC
Molecule: messenger RNA, 1293 nt
Organism: Drosophila erecta
Lineage: Eukaryota; Metazoa; Arthropoda; Insecta; Diptera; Drosophilidae
Product: parafibromin
Exons: 2
Coding region: 61-1152 (363 amino acids)
Biological process (GO): positive regulation of transcription elongation by RNA polymerase II; transcription elongation by RNA polymerase II
Cellular component (GO): Cdc73/Paf1 complex
Molecular function (GO): RNA polymerase II complex binding
Source: RefSeq, a predicted model, not a curated record